Annulohypoxylon truncatum is the source of this 1728-nucleotide messenger RNA. Its product is annotated as NAD(P)-binding protein. Gene Ontology annotation, molecular function: oxidoreductase activity, acting on the CH-CH group of donors, NAD or NADP as acceptor. The record is from RefSeq and is a predicted model, not a curated record. Bases 331 to 1377 code for a protein of 348 amino acids. The transcript has a single exon. NCBI's taxonomy places the organism in Eukaryota, Fungi, Ascomycota, Sordariomycetes, Xylariales, Hypoxylaceae.
AGGCAUGUCAUUGCGAUGGAUUCAUAUUAUUAAUUACCGGAGCUAAUUGUAACAUACAUGGCUAAGGGGACCCGGUAAUUUCUUCGCCAUCAGUCAUUCAGACGGUCGAGGGUCGACGGUUAUGAAUUAAUGAUGAAGGUAAUACGUAAUCAGGAGAACCAGUAUAUAUGAGUUCAUACAAUUAUAUACUCGUAAUAGAAAUACAAUACAUGUCAAAGAAAUAUAUCUAAACACCACUCUAGUCAAGUCUUCUAACCCCUGGAUCAUAGGACUUUUAACUCACCUCUCCCUUGCCCAUCCCUAUUUCUGUACAAUAUAGUCGUCUCAAAAAUGGUCGCCAACAAGACCCUCAUCUUCAAGAAGGUCCCUACCGGACUCCCCAAACCCGGCGAGGAUCUCGUAGUCGAGGAACGACCCAUCGACCUCGACGCCGUACCCACCGGCGGCAUCGUCGUCGAAGUACUCUCCCUCUCACUAGAUCCUUACCUACGGAGCCGGAUGCGGGAAGCCAGCGUCCCAUCAUACAAGCCAGCUUUCCCCCUCAACGAGCCCAUUGAGAACGACGCCGUCGCCCGCGUCCUCAAGUCCGACAACGCCAAGUUCCGCGCCGGCGACGUGCUACGCAUAUUCCUGCCUUUCGCGGAAUACGUCGCCGUCACGCCAGAAAGGCUGCAAGGCGCCGUCAAGCUCGAGAACCCGUACAACCUGCCCCUGGACACCUACCUCGGACCCCUCGGCAUGCCCGGCCUCACCGCCUUCUCCUCGCUGUACAAGAUCGGCCAGCCUAAGCGCGGCGAGACCAUAUUCGUCAGCUCCGCCGCGGGCGCCGUCGGCUCGCUCGUCGGCCAGCUAGCCAAGCGGGAAGGGCUCACCGUGAUCGGAUCCGUGGGGUCCGACGAGAAGCUGGAUUUCAUCCUUCACGAGCUGGGCUUCGACUCCGGUUUCAACUACAAAAAGGAGCGGCCGUGGGACGCGCUAGGACGUCUCGCGCCCAAGGGCAUCGACAUCUACUUCGAGAACGUGGGGGGCGCGCACCUGGAGGCGGCGCUGCGGCACCUGCGCGAGCGCGGCCGCGUCGUCGUCUGCGGCAUGAUCGAGGGGUACAACACCCCGCUCGAGCAGCGGUACGGCGUGCGCAACCUGCUUGAGAUCUUCGCGAAGCGGCUCACGAUCGCCGGGUUCCUCGUCGGCGACGAGGACUUCGGACCCGCGUACGCGGAGAAGCAUCAGGAGAAUGUGCAGAAGUGGCUCGCGGACGGGAGCGUCAAGGCAAGGCUGCAUGUCACGCGCGGCAUUGAGAACGGCGCCCGGGGCCUCGUGGAGAUAUUCCAGGGGAAGAAUUUUGGGAAGGCGGUUUUGAAGAUUAAGGAGGAGUAGGUAGGAUUAGGACAAGCUUGGCUGCUGAUAGCUGAGCUACGAAAAGGGACUCGCGCGUGUGUUGGAGUGUCAUGAGAUGGUGGUGGGUGUGAUUUUGCAGCAUAGCCUCAUAGAGAUAGCAUUUUCUUGAUAGCGAAGCAUAUGUACCUUUACGUACAGAAUACAUGAUUUGUGAUUUGGCUGAUUUCCAAGUUAUUAACAAUGAUAGCGUAAUACUGGUAGAGGACUAUGUCUCAUCCCACGCCCAUGACCGAACAGGUCAGUUCUAUCUUGGUUAAAGAAACUGAUGAUCAUAAAUCGACUUCCUGAGGCUCAGGUUGAGGGGAUUCAAGCAAUAUUGAUCAAUAUACC